Messenger RNA from Lodderomyces parapsilosis, 3549 nucleotides. RefSeq lists its product as uncharacterized. The transcript has a single exon. The coding region runs from base 1 to 3549 and encodes 1182 amino acids. The record is from RefSeq and is a predicted model, not a curated record. Gene Ontology annotation, molecular function: protein binding. Lineage: Eukaryota; Fungi; Ascomycota; Pichiomycetes; Serinales; Debaryomycetaceae.
AUGGUUCAAUCUGUUACUCCACUGUCACCGAAUUCAACCAUUGGUUCAAGCAGUUCCAAAAAGAACAACUUGUUAAACUUAUUCAGCAAACGAAAAGGGGGAAGUAAAAGUGGUAACUCUGGUAGUGCUGGUGACGUUUCCAAACCAUCUAGACUGGGAUCACUAAAGUCCACCAUUGGUUCCAGAAGCAGGUCAAAGGGAGACAAGUUACAAAAGAUAUCUACUCGCGGAAGCAGUCGGAGUAGGAAAAGAGAUUUGUCUGAAGGAAGAGACUUUUACGUUGAUGAUGGAGACUCCUUGUUAUACAAUGAUGAAGAUGAUGAUGAUGAAGACAUUGGUGAUGACACAAACACUUUGGGAUACGCUUCUGACACAUCACUGGGUGCAUCAAUAGGUAGAUCACCUUCCAUGUUGAGCAGGAUCAAGUCCAAUGGGUACAACAACAAACGAUCAAGUACUAUACUAAACCACAAUGUUGAUGAAAAAGUUGCAUUCCCCAACUUGGAUCAAAUUAUACGCGAUUCAAACAUGAUACUACCUAUAACCAGCGAAGAGGAAGCACCAUGGAAUGGGUUAACUUAUGAAUCUUUCUUGAUACCAAAAUACGUUAAAACUUCACGUCACACAAAGAAAAGCCCCAAGAUUAUAAACAACUUAUUUCUUGCUCAAGAGUUGAAUGUUGACAAUUAUAAAGCAAACAAUGCCAGUAUCAAGUCAAAUGAAAGCAGUGAUACGGAACAAGAUCAUCUAAAUCUGCACCUGCGUCUGCAUCUGCAUCUGGAAAGUGAAGAAUAUGCAUCAUCUGACAAUCCCGGAUACGAAAAAUAUGGCAUUGGCAAAGAAGUAUUUGUUAUGAAGUUUAGUAAGGAUGGGAAAUAUCUUGCUGCUGCUGGAAGAGAUGCAGUGAUUCGUAUUUGGAAAGUUAUAUCUUCACCUUUGGGGAGAUUGGAGUACAACCAGAAUGAACGCGAUACCAGUCCUGUUCGAAGCAAUAAACGCGAUGCCGUGUUUGAUUCAGCACCAGUUUUCCACAAGACACCCAUUGAAUUGCGUGGCCACACUAGUGGUAUCAUUUCACUAGCUUGGAGUAAAAAUAAUUUUCUCAUUACUGGAAGUAUGGACAAAACUGCCAAACUAUGGCAUGUUGAUCGACCAAAUUGUUUACAAACAUUUCAACAUCAAGAUUUUGUCACUUCUGUGGAAUUCCAUCCAUUGGAUGAUCGAUUCUUUUUAAGUGGGUCUUUGGAUAACGAGGUUAGAUUGUGGUCCAUAUUGGAGAAAUCAGUGUCAUAUUGGAGAAAUUUGGGUGAAGAGGUAUUGGUGACGGCAUUGGCAUUCACCCCUGAUGGAUUGCAUUGUAUGGUUGGAGGGUUUAAUGGAUCAAUCUUUGUGUUGGAAACUAAAGGAUUGCAUGUUGUCCAUCGAGCUGAAAUCAAAGAGAGGUCGAUAGUUCAUGCAUUCCACGAACGAGGUGGCAAUAAAAUCACUGGAAUUGAAGUUUUCCACAAUCCCAAUCAUGACCCAGCUAAUUCAAACCUUGAUGUAUCAUUUGAUCAAUGGAAUGUUCUUAUAACUACCAACGAUUCACGAGUGAGAAUGAUUAGUACUGCCAAAAAGAAGUUGAUUACUCGUUUUAAAGGGUUGACAAAUACAUCAUCAUCAAUAGCUGCAUCAAUUACUCAAAAUCAUAAAUAUAUAAUCUCAGGAUCGGAAGACCAUUACUGUUAUGUUUGGGAAAACAAUAAUCGAAUCAUCAACAACAAGAUCAAACAAUCACUUAAGGAGUUUGUCAUUGAUGGGAAACAAACAAUGAGUGAUUUCCAUCACAAACAUGAAAAGUAUUCCAAAUUGUUUCACUCAAACAAGUUGAUUGGUAAAUUGCUUGACAGUGGAUCUGAUGAUGAAAACUUGCGUCAUGAUUUCGUUGCUAAUGAAAAUAAUAGUUAUGCAUGCUUUCAUGCUCAUCAUUCUAGAUGCAAUGUGGCGGUGUUUGCACCAGAUUCAACGAAGACGUUGCUCGGCUUAUCUGAUGAUUUGAUUUUCGAUUUAAAGAAACGAGGUGAGGCAUGCAAGAUGGAUCCUAGUUUAUGUGCUUCUGCAGCUGCGCCUGAGAAUUAUGGUAAAGAAUGUGCUCGUUUCGAUGAAGGUCCAGGAGAAGGGGAUAUUAUUGUCACUACUGACCAAUACGGAUUGAUCAGAGUGUUUCGUCAGGAUGUUGCUAGUUCCUACAGGAGACAGUUUAUUGACUUGUACAAAAAAUGUCAUGCUCAGAAUAAAUCAUCAGUUUUACUUUCACCCGAGUCGAAUUCGAUUAAAUCGAGUGGCGCUAAUAGUCUUAAUAUAGGCGGCGGUGGCGGUGGUAGUGUUAAUGGAGGUGCAGCACCAAACGGAGGCGGUGGUCUUGGUGUAGGUGUACCUAAUGGCAGUAUUGGUCACAAUUUCCGUCCAUCGAGAAAACUACUGGGUAGUGAAAAAUUUGGUCUUUCAAGAAACUUUGACUCAUCACGAUCAAUAAGUUCAAUACUUUCUUCAAAAAGAGGGUUGAGUGCCACUGAUAUUAGUCAAACAUUGUCGCAUAAUGGUCAAUACAGACCACAUCCAGUUCCAUCAAUGCCAUCUUCAACAUCAACAUCCACCAUAAAACAAUCAUUGACUACUGAUCCAUUCAAUGCAAGUUCAACAUCAUCCAAUUAUACAUAUCAACGACAACGAGCAGCUCCUUUAUCGCCACCUAAUCACCAAAUUUUCAAUCAACCUGACAUUCCUAUACAUUUAGAUCCAUCUGAUGAAGAAGAAGAUAAUGAGUUCGAUCAUAUGGAUAGUGAUGCGACAAGUACUACUGAAAUUGACAACACUUCUUCAGCAAUGGUUGAUGGUGGUGCUAGAAGAAAAGGUGGUGAUAGUUAUUCAACAUUGAGUAAUUUGGAGAGUGCCAAUCCCAAUGGACCAGUGGUGGGCAGUCGAGAAGAAGUGUUUCCAAGCUUGAAAAAAGUAUCCAAUCAACAACAAACACAUGCACCUCCUCCCCCACAGCAUCAAUUUCCACACCAGCAUGUUCUGCGUGGUGGAUUCAAAAUGCCCGCUCCACCAGUAACACCGCCAGCUGGUAACCAAAUGCAUCAUGCACAUCCACCACAUAAUAAUAGUGGAUUUGGAUUACAUUCUAAUGGUGGUAAUAGCAACUCUAUCCCUAGAGGAUCCGCAACUGCUACAUCGGCCACAUCAGCUGGAGGAGCACCCUUGGCUUCGCCAGUAACAUCUACUACACCAACACCAACGCCCAUUCAAUCGUCAUCCUCAUCAAAGCCAUACCCAAUUUCACCCAAACCAGUACCUGCUACUAAUGGAGCAACUUCGCCACAAGUUCCCCAAAUCAUCUUGCCUGAUGCGUCAUCACCGUCACCAUCACCAUCGCCCAUGGCUGGCCAACCUCAACAACAUCAUCAACCACAUCAACCACAUCAUCAUGAACCACAACUCACACCCGAUUUGCAUUCGCAAAUUAGUCGUGUAUCGAUUCACUCAACUGGUGAUGCACCACACUCAUAA